AUGUUUUCGGGCAUCAUCGAAGAGGUUGGCACGGUUGUCUCCAUGCAAGAGCGACAGGAUUUACUUCUUUGGAAUGGUGAGCGCGGAACCGGAGUCGAGUUAAUGGUGCGAGUCAAGGUGGCACACGAGGGUGCAUACUUAGGCUGUAGCAUCGCCAUUAAUGGCACGUGUCUGACUGCCACUAGCAUCUGCGGGGAUUGCGUAGCUUUUGGUGUGGCACCUGAGACUUUGCGUCGCACUAAUUUGCGUAACCUUAAAGCUGGCGACAAGGUGAACGUAGAGCGCAGCAUGAGUUUAGGUUCGCGCAAUAGUGGCCACUUUGUGCAGGGGCAUGUAGAUGGUACAGGCGCGAUUCUAUCUUUUGAGCGCGAGAAGGACUCGCUAUGGGUCAAGAUCUCGGCCGGGCCUGACAUUCUACGCGACAUCGUAACUAAGGGAUAUAUCGCCAUUGACGGUACAAGUCUUACUGUAUGUGAAGUAGAUCGCAUUAAUGGCUGGUUUUCAAUCAUGCUCAUCUCGCACACGCAAAACUCCGUCACUCUACCACUUAAGAAGAUCGGAGACCACGUAAAUCUUGAACCGGAUGUGCUUGGGAAAUAUGCCGCCCGCUCAAUGAGCAGCUUUGCCGAGCGCGUAAACAAAAUUGAUAGUCAGUUGCAGCAAACCAGACGUAUGAUGUUCGGAUUUGCAGUGAUCGCUGUAGCACUUGUUAUUGCGAUUGUUCGAAAGUGA
Messenger RNA from Plasmopara halstedii, 732 nucleotides. RefSeq names its product riboflavin alpha subunit. Gene Ontology annotation, molecular function: riboflavin synthase activity. Gene Ontology annotation, biological process: riboflavin biosynthetic process. The record is from RefSeq and is a predicted model, not a curated record. The coding region runs from base 1 to 732 and encodes 243 amino acids. NCBI's taxonomy places the organism in Eukaryota, Oomycota, Peronosporomycetes, Peronosporales, Peronosporaceae. The transcript has a single exon.